AUGCUUUAUAAAAAAGAAUUAUUGGAUUUAUCAGCGAAUCAACUCAUCAGACUAGAGCCAUUGUCAUUUUCUGGUCUAAACAGCCUUCAACAAUUAGUGCUAUCUAAAAAUUUGCUCAAAAGAUUACUACCGGAUACUUUUGCUGGUUUAAAUCAAUUAAAAUGGUUAGAUUUAUCCAAUAAUCGGUUAUUUGCUAUGGCAGAACAUGUUUUCGACGAUGUGCCAGCUUUACAGUCUCUUGAUCUCAGUAAGAAUAACUUUACUACUUUCUCACCUGACACGUUUGUUAGCAUGACUGCUCUAACUCACCUUGACCUCAGUUCAAAUUCAUUAGUAAGCCCUUCGUUCACUGGCCUCAGCAACUUACAAUAUCUUAAUAUAAGCAAUAAUUUGUUGCAUCAAGUCAUACCAACAAAUUAUCGUACUUUAAAUUCACUGAUAGAAUUAGAUUUGUCUUAUAAUCGAAUGAUGGAGCUGUCAACAUCAUCAUUUGAUGGCUUAUAUUCGUUGCAAAUACUUCAGAUAACUCACCAACCUUACUUACAUUCCAUCAAACUUAAUGCUUUCUCUGGAUUAGCAAAUUUACGCAUACUUAACUUAUCGUCUUGUGAUGUUCUCGAAAAAAUUGACGAGAAUGCAUUUGAAUAUGAUGAUAAGAUAGAAGUGCUGGACAUGAGUAACUGUCGAUUGAAACGAAUACCUUCAAAGCUAGUACAGUGGACAAGGCUAAAAUCAUUGAAUCUGUCCGGUAACCCAUUGCAUUGUGACUGUGAAAUGUUGUCAUUUCUGCCCAAAUUGCUUGAAAAACUUUCAAUUAAUGCAACCUGUUAUACACCUCCAUGGCUUUUUAACAAAAAUAUCAUACAGCUAUCACAAACUUGCGCAUCAAUGAACGAAUCACAGCUAAGUAUAGCAAUUGUUGGCGCAUCUUUGCUUGCAUUAACUAUUUUACUUCUCAUUGGUAUUUGCAUAUAUCAGCAUUUCCGUCCAUGCAACAGAUUUUCGGCUGCUAAAUAUCGUAACCAACAAAGGUAUCGUGCACACCUCUACAGUAAACCUUUCCUGAUUGCUUCACCAAUCAAUGACAAAUCUGAUCUUUUAUCGGAACAAACUUGUUACACAACCACCAAUCAUAGUUCUUUAAAUGGUGUUUCACGUUCUGUUGGUGCUUAUGAUGAAGAAGGAUAUUAUAGCAGUGUCACUCUUCCCGCCGAAUCUAAAACUUAUGAACGUACUCGUAUGCUUUAUCCUAUGCCUCCGCCUGCUACAACAAUUCCUCAGACAUUACCGAAACACUGUGUAGAUGAUAAUUUUAGGAUUAUUUCAGAAUAUCCUGUUCCUAUUACAGAAUUAUGA
Molecule: messenger RNA, 1356 nt
Organism: Thelazia callipaeda (thelaziosis nematode)
Lineage: Eukaryota; Metazoa; Nematoda; Chromadorea; Rhabditida; Thelaziidae
Source: the annotation of a GenBank genome assembly